Molecule: messenger RNA, 2444 nt
Organism: Drosophila subpulchrella
Lineage: Eukaryota; Metazoa; Arthropoda; Insecta; Diptera; Drosophilidae
Exons: 7
Coding region: 71-2245 (724 amino acids)
Cellular component (GO): nucleus
Source: RefSeq, a predicted model, not a curated record
UGUUAGCGGCAGAAGCCAAUCGAUUCAUUUAUACUAUUAUUAAUAACAAUAUUGUUAGUUGUUCGAGAAAAUGUCUGGGAAUCCGGACAACAGUCUGGCGGAUCUGCUCAUGGACUGCCGCCUGGGGGACGAGAAUGAGGACCCGGCAGGCUGUGACCUAUCCGUCAGCCCGGCCAGUACAACCCGAUCCCAACUGGUUCAUUUGAAGUCGCCGUGCAAGGUGCCCCAAACUGAAAUCCAGUCGGUGCACAACGACAGUUUUUUAUUUGUGGACGCCGACAUCACCAGCGACAGCAGCGUUAUUUUGGUGUCAUCUGGAGUGUCCGAUGAGUCGUUGGUCAGCUGCCUUCACUCGUCCGAGCAUCACCACAGCACCUCCCAGGAGCCCAUAACCAUCGAGGAGACCACUGACUGCGAGUUUGGACACUGUUCACUGGAUUCGGACACCAGCCGUCCUGGUGCCGACGACAUGGACAAGCCGAAGCUCACAUUGAAGCGACACUCCCCGGAUCCCGCGGAACAUGAUCUUGAGAUCAAGAAAUAUCAUGAUGACAGUCAUUUUGAGACUCAGAAAUGUGAGGUGGAGAUGAAGAAAACACAGAACGAAGAUGCUAUUGGUCCUAGUACUAGUGCCUCCACUGACGUCGCCACAAUGAGGAAGAGAAGGUCUUCGGAUCAUAAUGACAAUGAUCCGGCUUGUAAGAAACUUCAUCGAACUCUGGAGGAGAUGGCCACCCCCUCGAAUCGUUCGGUGGUGACGCGCAGCGGUCGUGCAGUUGUGUUGCGCAUGAACCACGAGUUCGACUACUCGUCCUCGCAGUCAAAGGACGAUGGCGAGGAGGAGUCCGAUGAUCAGUCGCUGGAGACCGACGACGAGGAAUACCAGCAGGCUUUCGAAUUCGUCCAGCCCAAGUGGCAUGCGUCCAAGCGGCGCAGCCUGGGGAAUAGCAGCAGCAGUCUAUGCAGCACCGAUGAAAGCCACUGCUCGCCGGAGGCAGUGCCGCCGAUUAUCUAUCUCGAAUUGGGCGAGCAAGUCGCCAUUGUGAGGGACGAGCCAAAGGCCAAUAUCGUUCUCGAGGAUGAUGGGGAACUCAAGACGCAGGUGCAUAAGUUUUUGGGUUUGAUGGCGUCACGUCGCAGGCUGUACAAUCCAGAUACUAAUCUUAAUCCGGAGGAACCGGAGGAGAAUGAGAAUGACAUAUCGGUCAGUCGUUUGUUGGAUUUAUCCCGUUCCUCGGCCACAGGCCUUAUUACUCCGUCACCCAAGCGCCUUACUCAGUCUCCCAGAACACCGACCCCCACUUGGUCAAGCCUGAACUUAUCGCAUCGACGUCGCCCAACCCUGGAGGAGCGCCAGACGAAGGUGUUCGACGACAUGGUGUUGCAGGCCAAUGCCAAUUCGUACGAGGAGCAAACGCCGGAUUUCCUCAAGGAGCCCAUCGACCUGAGCGAUCUUCCGAGCCGGAAACAAGUGGCCGUCAUCUGCCGCCGACACAAGAGCAGCAUUGCCUGCCUGGAGCAGCAUCCGCUCUUCUACAGAUUCGUCGAGUCGCUCAACCCGAGGACCUCGAUCAACAUGUGUCAUCCGCUGGCGAUGACCUAUAGGGAGAAAAACUUCAACGACUGCAAAGUGGCACUGGCCAAAGUCUUGUUUAAUAUGUUCAAUCACGCCAUCUUCCACUGCGGACUGAUAGCGCCAAUCGUUUGGAAGCGCGGCAUGACCACGUACUGCAAAAGCGAACUGGAAGUUGCCGCCUCCGGAAGGCGCACCGCUCGCAUUCUGCUGUGGGAGAACAUCACUCAGCCGGGAAUGCUCAUCAAGCCGCUGCUCCAUGAGAUGUGCCAUGCGGCGGCCUUCGUUUUCAACCGGGAGACGGGACACGGCGACAAUUGCCGCAGAUGGGUCUACCAGGCGAAGAGCGCGAUGCCGGAGCUUCCGGUGAUCGAGGACUGCCAGGCCACCUUCAAGUAUACCUGCACCAUGUGCUCCCGCUGCUCGUACGGCAGGAUCGAAUUCGAGAGGGAUCGGCUGCGCUGCCACCACUGUCAGUUCGAGGUGGGCGUGAAGCUAUGUCGCAAGGACGUCAUCUGCCACGGCACCCGGCCGGAUUUCAAGAUAACCCCCUUCAAGUCCUUCGUCCGCGAAAACUACUUGAAGCUGGGCGAGGAGGGCGGCAGCACGCACAGCUCGAAGAUGAGACUGCUUAACGAAGAGUACAACAAGAUGAACGCUCCGACGGGCUAGAGCGCAGCGCCUUUGUUACGUUUAAAUUAGUUUAUAUAUUUUAUGUUAACUACCAAUUCACAAAUUAACGACGAAUGAAUACUAACUUAGGACCCUCACAAGAAUGCAGGCGGCUUUAAGAAAUACUGUGACAUACUUAUUAUUUUUUAGUAGAAACUUAAGAUUUUUUUUGAAACAAAAUAAACAGAGCUUUAACUUA